Cryptomeria japonica (Japanese cedar) is the source of this 2150-nucleotide messenger RNA. RefSeq lists its product as uncharacterized. The coding region runs from base 692 to 1657 and encodes 321 amino acids. The record is from RefSeq and is a predicted model, not a curated record. NCBI's taxonomy places the organism in Eukaryota, Viridiplantae, Streptophyta, Pinopsida, Cupressales, Cupressaceae. The transcript has 2 exons.
AUAUAUUUGAUGCGUAUUUGGUCUCAUCUACCUGCUCAGAGGCCUUUGGAGUCCUGCUUCCUUUCUCAUUCGGUCCAUCCAAAUUGUCCCUUGAGCUAGAACUCUAAUCUGCAUUCCACUCCUUUCCAUGAGAUACCGGUGAUUCAUUCAACAUCUCCUCUUCUCGGCAUUACUUCAAUUUGCUUUGCUUUUUCCUACUCCAGAAUUGAGCUGUUUCGUGCUUGAAAUUUGUAGUUUUCUCUAAAAAAUUCGUGUCUGGAAUUAUGAAAUGAGUUUCUGGGUGCACUGGUUUUCCAAGCAUUGCAGCAUCGGAUCGAUUAGGGAGUAUUUGAUUCCUAGAUCUCUCAGAACCCACUUCAAUUCUGCUACUUCUGGCUUUUGCUAAAAUCCUGCUUUCUUAAUUCUUCCCAAUAUUUGAUGGGCACGCCGUGAAUUUGCAUUCUGGGUGCUUGUACUUAGCCUGAUUGUCAAUCUCUUUUUCAUUUUCUCUUCAGUAGAUGAGAUGCUGUUUUGGGCUAUUGAUAUUUGUAGAAAUGCAGCUUAUUUGAUUGAGUAGCUAUACAUCUGGGCUUAACCUGUGAGGUUUUAUGGGGUUUGAUCUGUUUGUUUUCAAUUAAUAUCUGUUCAUUUGGGUUCAAUUGUGACGCUCCUUGAUUCGAUUUCUGGGCCAGUUUCUGAUUUUACUCAGAAAAUGCUAGUAAAUGCAAUGGGCGAUUCAGACAACAUAUGGCAGUGGUGCAAUGCCAGGAAGAAAAUGUGCCAUCAGAGAUCAGCAGCAGCAGCAGCAGUUGGGUAUGAUGCAUUCAGUACAAAAGCGAACCCACUGAAGGAGCAAGAAGAAAUUAAGUAUCAGAAGAAGAAGACUGAAAGGCAGUGCUUGGUGGAUCCAGUAGAGCAGCCCACAACACCAGAUCCGGAUGAUCCUGUUAGGAAGGCUGGGAAGCUUGAACUGUCGAAACUUCCUAGCAUUACUUCUCCAUGUUUUUCUUCUUCUGUAUGUGGACAGACAUCUGCAGAUUCUUCGUCCUCUGCGUCCAUUGUGCACGAUGAAGCUGCAGAAGACGGGAUGCAUUUACAAUCAACAGAUUUCAGCUCACCAUCCAGUUGCAAUAACAAUAAUCUAAUCCUAGAACAGAUGGGAUCCUUGUCAAAUUCACCAAAGAUCGAGAGUCUCGACUUGAAGAAGGAUCAGAGCUUGAUUUCAAGAAUGCCCACAAGGGGAUUCUUAAGAAAUCUCAGGCCACUUGGCAACAGAAUUGCCAAACUCAAAGCCUCAUCAGAAGGAUUGGAUUUGCUUGUUGAGGCCAUUUGUCUUCUGGAAAGUUGGGGAAACAAGCUUAUUCCAGUCCAUAGAGAGUGUAAGGCAGGGUUGGCCUUCGCUGAUGCUGGUUUGCAUAAGAAGAAAGUUAUCAGGAGAGCCAAGAGUGCUUAUAAGCAAAGAUGCAUAAAUGGGGAUGCCAAGCAAUGGCACCAUCAAAAGAUUCUGUUAGAGGCUGAUUCAAAACCUGAUUUGCAAAGAAAUAAUCUCUCCGAACUGGGUAUUACUUCAAUCGUUGAAUACAAUCAAAACCAGGAUGAUCGACAUCAAGCAGAAGCAGUACAGUCACGUUUUAUGUCUAGGCUUAGAAGAUCAGUGCGUAGCUCGCGAGGGAAUUAGGCUAGUUCUGUUGUCUAUGCAGAGAAAGCAGGUAAGAGGAUAUAGAGCAAGUAUACGCUCGGUUCAUUUGAUGGAAUAGAGAUUAAGGUUGUCCAAGUUACAUUUUUGCUUCAGAAGAUCACAGUCUUACCCAACGAGAGUUAAGCUGGAAGGUUUAAGUCUGCUGGUUACCUACGCCAUAGAGAGAUGCUUCAAAGAAUAUAAUUAUAGAUCUUCCUUAAAACCUCUGUUCUUUUCUCUUUUGCUAGGGAGCAGCUUAGGAUAGAGUUGAACAAUGUUAUGCAGUGGGUAAGGCGCGUGAUAAAUUUUGUCACAUGGAGGAUGAUGAUAGGAUUGUUUUCAAAACUAUUUCUUUCUUUUGGUACAUUCUAGAUCCAUGAAUUUCAUUCAAAUGUAUCAGUCAAGAAGAGGAGCUAUGUCUUUUGAUUCUUUCCCUUGUCAUCUGUGUACAUGAUAACUUUUGUAAUAGAAUCAUUUGAGGAUUUCAUGGGUA